AUGGCCAACGGUGGGAUAGAUUCACUUCAACUACCAAUGCUUACCAAGCUCAAUUAUGACAAUUGGAGCAUCAAGAUAAAAGCGUUACUAGGAGUACAAGACGUGUGGGAGAUCGUGGAGAACAGUUUCCAAGAGACAGAAGCUGGAGCCGAUCAAGCACAAAGAGAUGCGUUAAAGGAGACAAGAAAGAAGGACAAGAAGGCCCUUUAUAUCUUGUAUCAAUUGGUGGACGAAGAUACGAUUGAGACCAUCGCCAAUGCGAAGACAUCAAAGGCGGCAUGGGACAAGCUCCAAUCGACUCAUAGAGGAGCCGAUCGUGUGAAAAAGGUACGGUUGCAAACCUUACGUGGUGAGUUUGAAUCUUUACAAAUGAAGGAGAUGGAGGUGAUAGUGGAAUAUCACACAAAAGUAAUGGCUGUCGUCAACCAAUUGAGACGAAAUGGUGAAGAAAUCACUGAUGUUCGUGUCAUGGAGAAGGUUCUACGAAGCCUAAAUACAAAGUUCGAGAUUAUUGCCACGACGAUCGAGGAGACACAGGAUCUCGAGAACAUGACAAUUGAACAAUUUAUAGGCACGUUACAAGCCUAUGAGGAGAAAAAGAAAAGGAGGAUGGAGCAAACAGAGACCAUUAAACAACUUCUCCAACUCAAAAUUAAGGAGGAGAAUAGUCGUGGACGUGGAAGAGGUCGUGGUGGUCGAGGCCAUAAUGGAAGAGGUGAAGCCAACAUCGAUGUUUCUCAAAACUCGUCUAAAUCCUCAAGAGGAAGAGGAGGUCGAGGUCAUGGAAGACGUAAUGGAAGGUCCAGAAGAGAUAAAUCUCAGGUAAAAUUUUAUAAUUGUAACAAAUAUGGACAUUAUGUGGAUGAGUGUUACUCAUCUCAAACAGAGUCGAUUGAUCGAAAGCAUCAGGAUCGAUCAACCGCUAGCACAUCAAAAGCCCAUCAAGGGCAAUCAAUUAUGCAGAGGAGAAUGGAACCUUAUUUAUGGUUUCAAAGGGAGAAGAAGAGAGUCAAGAUAGUAUGUGGUAUCUUGACACAGAAGCCUCGAAUCACAUGUGUGGAAAACGCGAGAUGUUUGUGGAGUUGA
Molecule: messenger RNA, 1086 nt
Organism: Benincasa hispida (wax gourd)
Lineage: Eukaryota; Viridiplantae; Streptophyta; Magnoliopsida; Cucurbitales; Cucurbitaceae
Molecular function (GO): zinc ion binding; nucleic acid binding
Source: RefSeq, a predicted model, not a curated record